Culicoides brevitarsis is the source of this 2133-nucleotide messenger RNA. RefSeq names its product zinc finger protein on ecdysone puffs (gene Pep). NCBI's taxonomy places the organism in Eukaryota, Metazoa, Arthropoda, Insecta, Diptera, Ceratopogonidae. Gene Ontology annotation, cellular component: nucleus. The record is from RefSeq and is a predicted model, not a curated record. Bases 222 to 1880 code for a protein of 552 amino acids. The transcript is spliced from 6 exons.
AGCCGGAUUUCUUUCAUAUAAAAGAAAAAAAGUUAUUUACUUUUUGAAACAAAAACAAAGAAAAAAACACUUUUGUUUAAAUUAUCCCUUAAAACUAAAGUUUUUACAAUCUUUCAAAUACAAGAAUAUUUAUAGUUAGUUAAUUUUAUUAAACUUUAUUGUACUAAUAAAUUAUAUACAGUUUGGUUUAUGAUUUGUAACCAACUUCGAACUAUUCGAAAAUGUCAUUUAAUCGUUCUCGUCGAGCAGGAACAAAUUUUGGGGCUGGUAAUGGAUAUGGUCGUCAGAUAAAUCCAUGGGAUGCUAACAAUUCAUUUAGAAACACUGAUGCGUUAGCUUUAGCUAACAAUCUUAUUUCCAACCUUUUGAGAAACCAAACUGCAACGCCACCCUCAUUAAUCGAUAUGGCUGCAAGAAAUCGUGGUUAUGGUGGUAGUUAUGAUUAUGAUGAUAGGAUGGUUAAUCGAAACAUGGUUAGUCACAGAAAUAAUAUUCGUCGUGCUCGAGAUAUGAGGAAGCUUGACUCAAAAAAUCGGCCAAAAAAUAUUUUAGUGAAAAGUACUAUUUCCAAUUCUAAUACAAAGUUUGAAGCCGAUUCUACUGACAAUUAUAAGAAAACCGAUCAAAGCAACAUGAAGGAAAAAAAAACAGAAGAUAGGAAUAAGAGUGAGGAGCGUAAAUGUGCAUCAUCGUUAUAUUCAAACAUUCCCAAUGACAUGUUUUAUUGUCAUUUAUGUACAAAACAUAUGUGGGAUGCAUUAUCUUUUGAAAAUCAUCUGAAAGGACGAACACAUCAAAUGAUGAAGGAAGGUAUCGAAGAAAGUUAUAGUUUAAAAGCCAAUAUGAUACGACAAGAGGCCAAAAUAGCUGAACAGCUUAAAUCAAUUGAGAUCGAUCGUUUAAAACGGUUAGGAAAGCAAAUAAGAGCAUCUAAUCAACAUCGUGAAUAUUGUAUUAUGUGUGACUUGCAUUUUUAUGGUCAUUUGUCCACUCAUCGCAAGUCUGACGGCCACUUGACGUUAAAAAAAUUUCUUCAUCCAAAAUGCAACGAUUGUAACACUGAAUUUCAUAAUCGUUCUGAAUACGAUGAACACUUAUUAUCACCUUGUCACUUACGAAACUCUAAGACGAAACCUACGUCAAAAAGUGAAGAAAGGAAACGUAAUCAAUUGCACAUCUUGAAAGAAAUAGACGAAAUUCAAGGAUUACGUGAAGUUAAAAAGCUGAAAGAAAAGAAAAAAGGAAUGGAUCAAGAAAAGUCUAUUGAAGAAACUGAAGCAAUAGAAACGGAUGAAUUAGAAAAGGAAGAUGAUGGAGAAGAUGAACUUCAUCCAGCAGAAGAAUCAGGUGACGUUAUUUUAGACUUUAUUGAUGGUGUAUCUGAAAUCGAUGCUGAUAUUGAAACUCGGUUGCCGAAAUAUAAUUCUAAUCGUCCUGUAGGUUUUAGUAUGAUCCACAAAUUAGAAUGCUUUGAGUGUCGUCUUUGUACGAAAUAUAUGGAUACAGAAAAAACUGCUGAGAUACACUCUCGAACAAUGUCUCACCAUCGCAACUUUUUAAAGUUUUUAAAUGAAAAAGCAAAUGAGACAAAAAUUGCACAAAAAAGAGCUGCAGCAGUAUUAGAAGACAAUGAAAGAAAACGUGUUAAAUUAGAAGAAUUUUCUAAGAAAGGAAAUGAUAAAAAUCUAUACAAUCCAUCUGAAAUAACAGGCGAUGAAGAAAACAAUGGGAAUAAAAAUGACGUAGAUGAUGAAGAAAACACUGAGGAAAAACCUGUAAUAAAAGAGGACACAGUCUCUAAGGAAAGCAAAGUUAUUAUAAAGGAAAGUGACGAGAAUCAAGAUCAUUUAACACGAAGACGAGGACGAGCUAAAUUUUAAAUCUUUAACUUCAUUUCUUUAUUUAUUUUUCGAUAAAAAAAUCUUGAAAACAUGAAUUUCACUUGUAUGUCACAAUGCUAAUGUAGGUUGACCAUAUUUUUUUUGUAUGCUUAAUGUGUUAUAUUAAUUACAUAUAUUAAAAUAACAAUAGUCAUUUUAUACAUAGUAAAAUAUACAAAAACUACCUAUUUAUUUAUUUGAAAACAUCUAGAUCAUACAAAUCUUCGAAUUAGAAUACAUUAGCAGUACUUAG